Messenger RNA from Acanthosepion pharaonis, 2055 nucleotides. The record is from the annotation of a GenBank genome assembly. Lineage: Eukaryota; Metazoa; Mollusca; Cephalopoda; Sepiida; Sepiidae.
AUGGCGUGCAGCAGUGAAGUACAAAUCGAUGUGGAGAAGCUAUUUUCCCUGGAUCCUUACCUCAAAGAUUAUGAAAAAGAAAUUACGAGAAGGACUGAAGUUUUUAAACAAAUGCUGGAAUUAUUUAAAAAGGUCGAAGGAGGAAUUGAGAAUGUCAGUCUUGGCUACAAAUCCUUUGGUGUUCAUGUUCAACCAGAUAAUGGCAUUGAAUGGCUUGAAUGGGCCCCUGGAGCCAGAGGUGUUUACUUAAGAGGAGAAUUCAAUAACUGGGAAAAGCAGCAAUAUCGUUUUCAAAAACUGGAUUUUGGUCGUUGGAAGUUGACUCUACCCCCUACAAAUGAUGGAGAAUGUCCAAUUAGACACAAUAGCCUCAUGAAGUUGGUUAUUGAGACACCAAGUGGUGAAUUGGUUGACCGUCUCUCCCCUUGGGCUACAUAUGUUGUCUGUACAAAUGUGCCUGUAUUUGACCAUUGUUUUUGGAAUCCUCCAGAAUCAGAAAGAUAUCAGUUCAAACAUCCUCGCCCACCAAAACCCACUCGCCUUCGGAUUUAUGAAACUCAUGUUGGAAUCUCAUCGUGGGAAGGCAAAGUGGCGAGUUACAAAUGGUUUACUCAUCAAGUGAUACCCAGAAUUGCUAAACUUGGCUACAAUUCUAUUCAACUAAUGGCUAUCAUGGAGCAUGCUUACUAUGCUUCUUUUGGUUAUCAGGUAACCAGUUUUUAUGCUGCUUCCAGUCGAUAUGGAAAUCCUGAAGAACUAAAAGAAUUGGUAGAUGUUGCCCAUUCAUAUGGAAUCAUAGUUCUGCUGGAUAUUGUUCACAGUCAUGCAUCUCAGAACACUGUUGAUGGACUCAAUCAAUUUGAUGGAACCACCUCUUGCUAUUUUCAUGAUGGUGGACGUGGCACACAUGAUUUAUGGAAUUCCCGACUUUUCAAUUACACAGAAUUUGAAGUGUUGCGAUUUCUUCUGUCCAACCUACGAUGGUGGAUUGAAGAAUACCAUUUUGAUGGGUAUCGUUUUGAUGGUAUUACUUCAAUGAUCUACCAUUCACAUGGAAUGGGUCAUGGAUUUUCUGGAAGUUAUGAGGAAUAUUUUGGCAUGAAUACUGAUGUAGAUUCUUUGAUCUAUCUAACGCUUUCAAAUUAUAUGUUGCAUAAUCUUUACCCAUUUGUUAUAACCAUUGCUGAGGAGGUUUCUGGAAUGCCUGCUCUUUGCCGUCCAGUGGAAGAAGGAGGAAAUGGGUUUGAUUAUCGGUUAGGCAUGGCUAUUCCUGAUCUGUGGAUCAAACUUUUAAAAACCACCUCAGAUGAAAACUGGAACAUGGGCCACAUUGUUCAUACAUUGACCAAUACUCGGUAUGGUGAGAAAACAAUUGCUUACACAGAAAGCCAUGACCAGGCAUUAGUGGGAGAUAAAACAAUUGCAUUUUGGUUAAUGGACAAAGAUAUGUACACAUCAAUGUCCAUUUUCUCUCCCCCAAACCUGGUCAUUGACAGAGGCAUUGCUCUGCACAAAAUGCUGCGACUUUUGACCUUAGCUAUUGGAGGACAAGGAUACCUCAAUUUCAUGGGUAAUGAAUUUGGUCAUCCAGAAUGGCUGGACUUUCCACGUCGGGGUAACAAUGAAAGUUACCAUUAUGCAAGGCGCCAAUGGAACCUUGUUGAUGACACCACCUUAAAGUAUCGAUUCCUCAAUAAUUUUGAUGCUGCUAUGCUUCAUCUCGAAGAGCAAUACAACUGGUUAGACUAUGCCCCUAAUUUUAUCAGUCGGAAAGAUGAGGGUGACAAAGUGAUUGUCUUUGAGAUAAGGAAUGAUCUUGUAUUUGUAUUCAAUUUUCAUCAAAGCAAAAGCUACACAGACUACAAGAUUGGUGUCCAGAACCCAGGAAUAUAUAAAGUUAUUUUGGAUGCUGACAGUGAGGAGUUUGGUGGACACAAGCGAUUGGAUGUAAGCACUGAAUAUCAUACAUUCCCAGAACCCUGGGAUGGUCGAGAAAAUCACAUGUAUAUUUAUCUUCCCAGUCGUACUGCAUUUGUUCUUCAUAAAGAGAGAUAA